GCGACGUCGUGCUAACACAACCAGCUUCAACUCGACUACACCGACAAUAAACAGACGGUGAAUUUCAAAAGAAACAAAAGUUUUAACUAAAAAAAUUAUCUAAACCUUGUGUGUACGCGUGGCAGAUCGCAACGAUUUCACGCCAAUCAUUUUAUCAAAUUACUGUACACACAAGCGAACAAAUGAGUGAUUAAUGCAAAUUGGUUGAAUAAUUGGAUAAUUCUAUAAAAUAAUUGCAUUGUAAAUUGUUGUAGCUUUUAUACGUUUAUUAUUUACCUGCUUAAAUAGAAGUUAACGAGAUGUUGAAAAAGAAGCUGCAGGCAAUCUCUCGACUCGUCAGCAAGCGUAUCCUGGCGAAUAAUGUACACCUUUCGGGAUCACAAUUGCGUUGCUUAUCUACACAAAUCCAAGCGGCUGUUAAAGCGCACGACUUUCACCCCGCCCACUUGCACUACAUUGGCAAGCAUCCGCUGGUCUAUCGCAGUGUUGGUCAGGAACUAGAACGCGCUGCUGCCGAGUAUGGCAAUACGGAAUCCAUUGUUUCGUGUCACGAACAAAAGCGUUACACAUUCCGCGGCCUCAUUGAGGAUGUGGAUCGUAUAGCCGCCGGUCUUUUGAAACUCGGUUUGCAGCAAGGUGAUCAUGUGGGGAUUUGGGCGCCCAACAAUAUGCAUUGGUAUCUGACGAUGUUGGGCGCAGCUCGCGCCGGUUUGGUGUCGGUGGGUAUAAACCCCGCCUUUCAGGGACCCGAAGUGGAGUACUGUCUGAAGAAGGUCAAAGUGAAAGCCAUAAUAAUGCCGGAGAGCUUUAAGACACAAAACUACUAUGAAAUUAUCAAAGGUAUUUGUCCGGAGUUACCCGACAGUGUUGAUGGCUGUAUAAAGAGUGCCAAUUUGCCACACUUGAAGUAUGUUGUUGUUGACACACCGCAGAAAUUGAAAGGUACAGUUACUUUGAACGAAUUGCUAGAUUUGAGUAACUCUGCUGACCGCGAUGAGAUCGCAAAACUCCAGCGACAUGUUGUACCAGAUAGCAGCUGCAAUAUACAGUUCACCUCCGGUACCACUGGUCAACCUAAGGCAGCGGUUAUUUCGCAUUAUAACUUCGUUAAUAACGGCAUACACAUUGGUAAUCGAAAUCAACUGGACAACAAUUCUCGCAUUUGUGUACAAGUGCCGCUCUUCCACGCUUAUGGUGUUGUCAUCACCAUCAUGGCCGCAAUGUCACAUGGAAGUGCUUUGAUACUACCCGCUGCAAGUUUUAAUCCCGCCGAUUCGUUACAUGCCAUUGUCAAUGAGAAAUGCAACGUUAUCCAUGGCACACCCACGAUGUAUGUCGAUCUCAUUAAGAAGCAAAGAGAGUUAAAUCUGCCACUGAAGACAGCAAAAAUGGCAAUCACGGGUGGAGCACCAUGCUCACCGCAACUAUUUCUGGACAUUAAAAAUGUGCUCGGUUUGGAGCAUGUGCGUACGGUUUUCGGCAUGACCGAGACAACGGCAGUCAUUUUCCAAUCCCGCCCUGGCGAUAGCAAGGAACAAAUUUUGAAUACCGUCGGACACCUGCAAGAUCACGUCGAAGCGAAGGUGAUCGACGCUGAGGGCAAGACAGUGGCGUUCGGCGAGCGUGGUGAACUGUGCGUGCGCGGCUAUGCCACGAUGCUGGGCUACUAUGAGGACGAGGAGAAAACUAAAGAGACCAUCGGCAGAGAUAAGUGGCUCAGAACUGGCGAUCAGUUCAUUUUACAAGAAGAUGGUUACGGUCGCAUUGUUGGGCGCCUGAAGGAGAUGAUCAUACGCGGCGGUGAGAAUAUAUUUCCCAAGGAAAUUGAGGACUUUCUCAACACGCAUCCGGACAUUUGCGAAACUCACGUGAUCGGUGUACCUUGUGAACGAAUGGGUGAGGAAUUGUGUGCCUUCGUGCGCUUACACGAUGGCCUACCCAAGAUAUCGCAUGACGACAUUAAAGAGUUUUGCAAGGGAAAACUGGCACACUUUAAAGUGCCCCGUUAUGUGAUAACCGUUAGUGAUUUCCCAAAGACUACUUCUGGCAAAAUACAGAAGUUUAAACUCGCUGAAAUUUAUAACAAAGAGCAUAAGACACAAUGACGACGGUGGAGGCUGUAAAAGUCAUUCAUUCCUAAAAAUCUGUUGCAUUUAUUAUUUAAUAGUUUAUAAAUAUCCAUAUCAAUUUAUUAUCUAGAAUAAUGUUUAAUAAAUUUUUUAUAUUGUGGACGAACAACUAAAAUU
Molecule: messenger RNA, 2246 nt
Organism: Zeugodacus cucurbitae (melon fly)
Lineage: Eukaryota; Metazoa; Arthropoda; Insecta; Diptera; Tephritidae
Product: medium-chain acyl-CoA ligase ACSF2, mitochondrial
Exons: 4
Coding region: 300-2105 (601 amino acids)
Biological process (GO): fatty acid metabolic process
Molecular function (GO): medium-chain fatty acid-CoA ligase activity
Source: RefSeq, a predicted model, not a curated record